Molecule: messenger RNA, 1545 nt
Organism: Paramecium tetraurelia
Lineage: Eukaryota; Ciliophora; Oligohymenophorea; Peniculida; Parameciidae
Exons: 5
Biological process (GO): protein phosphorylation
Molecular function (GO): ATP binding; protein kinase activity
Source: RefSeq, a predicted model, not a curated record
AUGUAUUACCCAACUAAGGAAGAAUUUAUUAAAGAUUUUGAUUUUUCAAACCCUGUUCGUUUAGGAUAGGGUGCUUUUGGGAAGGUGUAUAAAUUGUUAUGCAAAAGCGAGAAUUCCCCUUUAGAGAAAGGGAAAUACUAUGCAGCAAAACAAAUUGAAGUUAUAAAUGAAUAGAUGUUUAACAAAAUUUAAAAUGAGUUUAAAAUUAAUUAGCUCAUCAACAUGCAUCCAAAUGUGAUAAAUGUUGUAAAAGUCUAUGCUUGGCAAGAAUUAAUGCCAAAAAAAUUUAGUCUUCUUUUAGUAAUGGAAUUAGCGGAUCGUAGUUUAUAGAAAGAAAUUCACACCAGAAAACAAGAAAGAUCGUAUUUUUCAGCAUUUUAGUUGCUUGAGUUAUUUAAAAAAUGUCUGCUCACAUUUUCAACUCUAGUUGAACAAAAAUAAAUUUUUCACAGGGAUAUCAAGCCAGAAAACAUUCUCAUACUAGAAGCUGAUAAUUUAAUACCAAAAAUCACUGAUUUUGGAGUAUCAAAGAGCUUGCAUGAAUUGAAUAUUUAGGAAAGUUUAAAAAACACUAUAGUUGGAACUCCGGUCUAUUUUUCACCAAUAUUAUGGAAUGCAUUUGUUACGAGAUCUGAAUAGCCAAGCUCGUUUGAAAAAAUUAAACACGAUUUAGAAAAGUCCGACAUCUUUUCUCUUGGCUUAACUUUUCUUUAAUGUACUCUACUGCUAACGACUGAAAUUGUUGGACUUAAUAUGGUCGAAUAAAAAAAUAAGAGAAAUAUGUUUUUAGAUAAAGUAGAGAAUGCCCGAAUCAGGAAUUUGAUCACAGAUAUGCUUUAAUAUGAAGAAUGUGAUAGAAAGACAUACAAGGAAUUGAUUUAAUUAUAUUUUAAUUCGAAUUAAAAAGGAAUUUUUGAAGAAACUCCCUCUCCCUAAAAAAUGAAAUAAAUUAACUAAAUUGUCUGUGUCAAGCAUCAAAAUUGCAAAGCCUUAUAUUAUUGCUUCAAAUUAGUAAUUGCUGGUUAUUAUUGCGAAGCAUGCUAUCAAAAUGAUGACAUUUAACUUUUUUGCAUCCCUUUGCCAGAAAAAAAUCAAAAAUAAUAAUAAUCCCAAAAAGAAACCUUGGAGGAAUAUUUUGAAUCUUCCAUUCAGAUCAUUUUCAUCAAAGCUAUUAAGGAUUAAAUCAAUUUUGCUAAGUAAACUAACAAACCUCCAGCCGAACUUGAGAAAAAUAUAUAGUAAAUCUCAAAAUUCUUGAUUUUCAAUUAAAACUAAACCCAAAAUUAAGUUUCAAAACUAAUCAAAGGGAAGUUAGAGGAGAUUCGAACUCCUUAUAAGGAAUACUUAAAUAAUGAGUUGUAUAAUGAAGCACUAAGGUAUUUGGAAUUGAAUAAGGAGAAAAUAUAUGAAUUAACUAGUGAUUUGAUUUUGAGACUAGAUAAAUUAACUCCAAACGAUGAGGUCCAAAGAUAAAAGAAGAAGAUUUUUGAUUCAUCCACUUAGUAGAUUUUACCAAAUAGUCUAUAAAGCAAAAAAGAAAUCUGA